This is a messenger RNA of Monodelphis domestica (gray short-tailed opossum), 3818 nucleotides long. It is a transcript of the gene LVRN, whose product is annotated as laeverin. Gene Ontology annotation, cellular component: cytoplasm; membrane. The record is from RefSeq and is a predicted model, not a curated record. Gene Ontology annotation, molecular function: metalloaminopeptidase activity; peptide binding; zinc ion binding. Lineage: Eukaryota; Metazoa; Chordata; Mammalia; Didelphimorphia; Didelphidae. Gene Ontology annotation, biological process: proteolysis; peptide catabolic process.
UUAGGAGUUUUCUCAGGUUUUAGGCUCCUCUCACCUCACCUCUCUUGACUCUUCCACCGGCCGCAUGGGGGUCACUGGUUAUUCAGUGGACACCAUGGGAGUCCGGUCUAACUCCGGCUUCUACCUGAGCCGCAAGCUGGUUACUUUCUUGGUGAUCAUGAUAAGUGCGCUCCUGCUGAUAGUGGCUGUGCUCGGUUCCUUUUAUGCCCGCUGCGGUCACACCUCCCCGCAGCCGCCGGAGAAGCCCGGGACCGCACCGCAGGUCCACCAGCAGCAAAUCCAGGAAGAGAGUCAUGCGGCUCAAACUAGCGCCACCAGAGCCCCCGAAACCUGGCCUGGAACCAAGCCACCCAUCUGGUCCUGGAACCACCUGAGCCAGGCCACUCCUGGGCCCCUGGACCACUGGAAACUGCCCACCUCUGGGCCCCGGGACUACAUUAGCCGGCCCACCUCCGAGCCCCAGGACCACACAACCCCGGCCACUUUGGAGCCUCGGGACAACUUGACCCUGUCCACGUCCGGGCCCCAGCUCUAUCCUACUAAUGAGCCCUGGCGCUAUCCGCGUCUGCCCUCUGACUUGGUGCCGCUGCACUACGACCUGGAGCUCUGGCCUGGCCUGCGACCCGACCGUAUUGAGGAGACUUCGACGCUCUUCAGCGGAAGACUCAACAUCACUGUGCUCUGCGUCUCCCCGACCCCUAGAGUGCUGCUCCACAGCCUCCGCCUAAGUUACAAGAGCGUCGAGGUGCUAGGCCCCUUGCCCGAGGGCCUCCAGGAGGACGAGGAGCAGCGGCCGGUGGGCCAGGUAGCAGUGAACAGAGUGUGGGAGGUCCAGGAGAUGGAGUACGUGGUGCUGGAGCUGAUGGAAACCUUGCAGCCCGGCCGGCACUACGUGCUGCAGUUCAACUACUCGGGCUUGGUGAACCAGGAGAAGGAUGGGCUCUUCGUGAAUUUAUAUUCUGAUCAGAAAGAGCGCAGGGCUCUGAUUUCUUCCCAAAUGGAACCAACAUAUGCCAGGACUGUUUUCCCCAGUUUUGAUGAACCAGCAAUGAAGGCAACCUUCAGUAUCACACUUGUUCACCAUCCUGUUUAUGUGGCUAUUUCCAACAUGCCAGUCAUAGGGAAAUCUGAAAGAGAAGAUAUAGAUGGAAGCAAAUGGACGGUCACGAGAUUUGAAACUACUCCCCUAAUGUCCACAUAUCUAACUGCAUUUGCUGUGUGUGAUUAUAAUUUUGUCAAUGGAACUGAAAGAGGCAAGGAGGUACGAAUUUGGGCUCAGAAAGAUUCAAUUGCUAAUGGACAUGCAGACUAUGCCUUGACUAUUGCAGGGCCUAUCUUCUCACUUAUGGAAGAUUUAUUAAAUAGCAGUUAUCCUCUUCCAAAAAUGGAUCUCAUUGGGCUGCCCUUUUUUAACAACCAAGCCAUGGAAAAUUGGGGACUUAUUGUGUUUGAUGAUUAUAUGCUGUUAGAAAAAAAGAAUGACUACCCAGAGAGAAAAUUCUUCAUUUUGAGCACUGUUGCCCAUGAAAUCGCACAUCAGUGGUUUGGAAACUUAGUUACUGCGAAGUGGUGGAAUGAUAUUUGGCUUAAUGAAGGAUUUGCAACUUAUUUUGAGUUGGAACUGUCUAAACGCCUUGACCCUCAAAUAAUGAAAUUUCAGGACGGAUACUUUUAUGACAAUUAUAUGAGCCAGCUGUUGACAGAAGAUACUGCUCUGAAUUCGCGAACUGUAUCCACCGAGGUCAAAAAUUACACGCAUACAAGUGAAAUAAAAGCACUCUUUGGCAAGUAUGUUUAUUUAAAGGGAGCUUGUUUGGUCCGGAUGCUUUCAAAAUUUCUUGGUGAGAAUCUGUUUUUUAGUGGACUCCAAUCAUAUUUUAAAACAUUUGCAUUCUCAAAUACUGUGCAAGAUGAUCUGUGGAAUCAUUUUCAAAUGGUUGUAGACAACCAGAGCGACGUUCUCUUGCCAGCAUCAGUAAAAAGCAUAAUGGAUGGAUGGACUUAUCAGAGCGGAUAUCCAAUUAUAACAUUAGAUGUAUCUACUGGCGAGAUCACCCAGGAACCAUUUUAUUUUGAUAAAACCCCAAAGACUUCUACCUACAAUAAGCUAUGGACUGUCCCCAUUCAUUGGACAAAAAGUGGAAUUGUACAACCAUUAACCUGGAUAGAAAAUGGCAGCACAGUGAUCCCUGAAAUGCAACUCUCAGAUUCAGAACAUGACUGGGUGGUUUUAAAUUUGAAUGCAAGUGGUUAUUAUAGAGUUAAUUACGAUCAAUUGGGUUGGAAGAAAUUAAGUUUACUGCUUGAAAAAGACCCAAAGGCGAUUACAGCUGCCAACAGGUUGAAGCUACUUGAUGAUGCCUUUAUGUUGUCUCGGGAUAAUUAUAUUGAAAUAGAAACUGCCCUUGACUUAACCAAAUACCUUGCUAAAGAAGAUGACAUCUUAGUGUGGAGUACAGUUUUGAAAAACCUAGUAAUUAGAGGGUUAAUUUUUGAUAUGGAUAACUAUGACAUAUAUCCAUUAUUAAAGAAUUAUUUAUUGAAGAGAUUUACCCUACUAUGGAAUAUUUAUUCAUCUAGAAUUCGUGAAAAUAUCUCAUCAUUAAACAGUGACAAAACCAUUAUACUACCAAUAAAAACUGCAUUUGAAAGAAUAUGUUGGUUGGGACUUGAAGACUGUCUGCAACUGUCCAGAGAAAUUUUCAAAGAGUGGAUGAAUGAUUCAGACAGUAUUAAAAAACCUAAUCUAGUUAAAAAUGAAAUUAUGUGUUUCGGCGUUGCCAUGGGAAGUGAUAGAGAAUGGGACUUCUUGUUGAGCAUCUAUAAGAAGAGCGUCAAUUUAGAAGAAAGAUUCGCAUUACUGCAUGCAAUGAGCUGCAGUAAAGAGCCAUGGAUUCUUCACAGGUAUCUGAAAUAUGCUUUGAGCACAUCUUUGUUCGACGAUGAUGAAAAGAAUGUCUUUCACUAUGUGGCACUCAGUGAUAUUGGCCGGCUUGUAGUAAAGGACUUUUUAAUCAAGAAUUGGCAAGCCGUAAAGGAAAGUUUGGGAUUUGAGUUUUUCUUUACUCUAAUGGAGAUCAUAGGAAGAGGCACAUCCACAGAUUCACAGGUGCAAGAGUUACAGCAAUUUUCCAGUAACAUGCUGGACGAUAUGGAGAGGACUACGCUUUUUAAUCAUCUUGAAACAAGAAAGAUUGAAAAUCUGAAAAAAGCCAAGAAGAUUUCUAGGAUUGCAAACUGGUUAAAGAAAAAUAUGAACGAUUAACCCUUUAAAAUCCCCCAAAUGGUUUGUUUCCAUGUUUAUUAUGCAACAUUUUGUGGUUAACGUGUGACUACACAUUUUAUUAUGUGUCGAGAUGCUCUGCCUUUCCUGUUUUUGGGGAUUUGACAUCCUCGAGGAUAUGUAAAUUAUUUUAUUAACAAAGAAGACUGGAAAGACUGUUGUGCCAUUCAUUGGUGAUUUCAGGGAAGAUUUUCAUUUGCCAUAAACUUGCAAAAUUUUUAAAAAUAUAUUUUUUUAAAAGGCCACCCUUCUUGCUCCCAUCCAAAGAUGUUUUGGAUGUGCAUCUUCUAGCUCAGGAUACAUGACUGAUUUUAUUAAUGAAAACGACAAGAAAAGCCAUUAUUUUAUGCAGUAGUGAUUUCAGGGAAGAAUUUUAUUUGGAAUAAACUUAUAAAAUAUUUUUAAAAGAUAAUUUCUAAAAUGAAUCUAAGACAGUCUGGACUCUUCUUUCUUUAAUUUCACUAGAAUUUUAAAACGCUGGAUUGUCAUUAAUGAAAACUACAUUAUUUUCUGUAGAAAAAUAAAUUACAGUCUC